Messenger RNA from Amborella trichopoda, 1677 nucleotides. Its product is annotated as Glycine cleavage T-protein family. Gene Ontology annotation, cellular component: mitochondrion. The record is from RefSeq and is a predicted model, not a curated record. Gene Ontology annotation, molecular function: protein binding. NCBI's taxonomy places the organism in Eukaryota, Viridiplantae, Streptophyta, Magnoliopsida, Amborellales, Amborellaceae.
ACUUGGAGAGCCUCAGUCGCCUGUGUUCUCCGGUGAGAGAUGAGAGAGUGAGUGGUACUGUGCUUUAGCUUCUCUUGCAAUUCUAGAGAGAGAGAGCUCGUUUUCUUCUCUCACUAACCUUGAAACGGAUAUCCAUGGCUGUUAUUUCUUGUUCAAUUGCUGGAGGGUUCCAUAUUCCUGCCGCCAAGAUUAAGGGCUGGUUUUAUUCCUUCACCCACUCCUUCCACCACUGUCAAUUAAGCUUUGCUCCAAAUGUUCGCUCACUCUCUCUCUACAACGCCCAUAAUCGUCCAAGGCCAGUCUCUCUCCGGGCUUCGUCAUCUUUCGACAUUGUUCCCCCGCCCAUCGACGACGACUUACAUGAUGUAAUGGUUGCUGAGGGCGCAAAACUGUUAGAGGAUGGCAUUGUGGAAACUUUUGGAAAUGACGAGGUGGCGAUGAAAGCGGUUGAGGAUGGUGUUGCGGUUGUGGACCUUUCCCAUUUUGGUCGGAUUAGAGUUACUGGGGAAGAUAGAAUUCAGUUUCUGCAUAACCAAAGCACGGCAGAUUUUCAGGUUCUAACUGAAGGACAGGGAUGUGAGACGGUUUUUGUAACACCAACAGCUCGUACAAUUGACAUUGCUAACGCUUGGGUGAUGAAAAAUGCGAUAACAUUGCUAGUCUCACCAACAACUUGCAGCAGCAUUCUUGGAAUGCUUGAAAAGUACAUUUUUUUUACUGACAAGGUGGAACUUCAAGACAUCACCAAAAAGACAUGUUUUUUUACUCUGAUUGGACCUAAAAGCAUCCAAGUAAUGGAGGAUCUGAAUCUUGGUGACCUUGUUGGAAAGCCAUACGGCACACAUCUUCACUAUAACGUUAAUGGGAUGCCAAUAACUGCUGGAGUGGGCAAUGUUUUAUCAGAAGAUAGUUUCUCCCUGAUGCUGUCACCGGCCUCUGCUGGAUCCGUGUGGAAGGUUCUUUUGAGUCUUGGUGCAGUUCCCAUGGGGGCUAAUGUGUGGGAGAGAUUAAGAGUCAUACAAGGAAGGCCUUCUCCUGGAAAAGAGCUCACAAAUGAAUUUAAUGUCCUCGAAGCCUGCCUCAGGAAAGCUGUAUCUCUAAAUAAAGGAUGCUAUAAAGGACAGGAGACCAUCGCAAGGCUUGUCACCUAUGAUGGAGUAAAACAAAGGUUGUGGGGGAUUCGUCUGGAUGGCCCAGUUGAACCAGGAAGUGCCAUUAUUGUAGAGGGCAAGAAGGUUGGAAAGCUUACUAGUUAUGUGGUUGGAAACCAAAAUGUGGAGCAUGUGGGUCUUGGCUACGUGAAGAGGCAUGCAGGUUCAGAAGGGAGGGAAGUGCUUGUUGGGGAUGUUCGAGGUGUCCUAGUCGAUGCACCUUUCUUGCGUCAGUCUUCCCAUGUGAACCAGCAUAUUUCCUGAGCAUUGAUAAACCAUGGUUUUAUAAUGUUUAUAGAUUCCCUUACCUUUAAAAUGAUGUAACAAUUUUUUUAAAACUAGCUCCCAAUCAUUUUUUAAGAGCACCAAUUUUAAACGUGUUGACUAGGUAUGAGAGCAUACAGAUCCUCUGCUAUUCUCAACCGAUUAUAGUGGCAUAAUUGUAUAUACUGCAAUUACUUUCGCGUUUACCAUGUACAAAACAUAUGUUUGUUUACCCGAGAUAAAAAAUAGCACGACUUAACUA